Molecule: messenger RNA, 653 nt
Organism: Amphimedon queenslandica
Lineage: Eukaryota; Metazoa; Porifera; Demospongiae; Haplosclerida; Niphatidae
Product: splicing factor, arginine/serine-rich 15-like
Exons: 3
Coding region: 298-648 (116 amino acids)
Cellular component (GO): nucleus
Molecular function (GO): RNA binding
Source: RefSeq, a predicted model, not a curated record
AGAAAGGGAAAGGUAGAGAGUGUUUGAAGUACAUGUAGCCAUAUAUUAAAGUCACUAUUUCUUGCAUGAACUAAUUUUUAUAUCUAUUUGUGGAUGACAAAUUGAGAAAAGAGCAGAAUCGCAAUAAAUUAGUACACGCUAAAUCAAUAACAUUAGCAAAUCACUGAUUAAAAAUACAUAACUUAAAGUGAUGAGAAUCGGCUGUUGUUAAAACUACAUGUGUAAUGCACGCGAUAUUGCAGGUUUAUGCUUUACAUACAAAAUUGUUGAAAUUGUCACACUGACCAGCUGUCAAAAAUGUUAGAAAAAUACGGAGCAGUAACUUCAAUUGACUUUAUUGUUGCUCGUGGGUGUGCCUAUGUUGUCAUGGAAACUCGCGAGGCUGCGGCUAAAGUAGUAGAUCAACUGAGAGACCCAAAAGUCCUUGGACAGAAAUGCAAAGUUGCUUGGGCCCCAGGACGUGGUUCUAAAGGGAAAGAGUUUGAUCCGAGUUGGGACGUGAACACUGGUAUCAGUAACAUAUCAUGGGACAAUGUGAAGACAAAGUCACAAGUGGAAGCACUGGGUAAUGGAGGUGUGGUUGAUACUAGUACACUCCCACCUCAGCUACGGGAAGAAGAAAUAGCUGAAGUUGAAAUGGAGAGUUAAGAACA